Molecule: messenger RNA, 1180 nt
Organism: Lactuca saligna
Lineage: Eukaryota; Viridiplantae; Streptophyta; Magnoliopsida; Asterales; Asteraceae
Source: the annotation of a GenBank genome assembly
AAACAUGAAACCGUGUUUUCUUGAGGUGACUUCGACGCUAUAUAUAACCCAAUGCCUCUCAAGGUUUUACUAGUCUAACACAAUCACUCUCUUCCUGCAGAGCUUGUUAGACUUGUCGAUACAAAUACACAUACAAAUACUGAUAUAACAAAUACAUAUAUCGAUAUUAUACAUAUCGAGAAAUGGGAAGACAACCAUGUUGCGAUAAAGUAGGCUUGAAACAAGGGCCAUGGACAGCCGAUGAAGACAAGAAGCUUAUUAACUUCAUCCUCACCAAUGGCCAAUGUUGUUGGAGAGCUGUCCCUAAACUUGCAGGGCUAUUAAGAUGUGGAAAGAGUUGCAGGUUAAGAUGGACAAACUACCUUCGACCAGAUUUGAAAAGGGGUUUGUUAUCUGAACAUGAAGAGAAGAUGGUGAUUGAUCUCCAUGCUCAGCUUGGCAACAGGUGGUCAAAGAUAGCCUCUCAUCUUCCUGGAAGAACUGAUAAUGAAAUCAAGAAUCACUGGAAUACCCAUAUCAAGAAGAAGCUUAAGAAAAUGGGGAUUGAUCCUCUCACCCAUAAACCACUUCCUCUUUCUACAACUUUAACAGAUCACCAAUCACCACUAGAGACUGAGAAAACCCAUUUUUCAGAAGCAAUGGACCAUGAAAACAAUGAAUCAGUUGAAGUAUUAAACGAGACGAUUUCAUCGAUUCAGUCAAGUACAGUCACCGAGGUAGCUAAAGAUGAACAAGAUGAUGUUCAAGUAGUUGACUUUUGCACUGAUGAAGUUCCAUUGAUAGAGCCUCAUGAGAUCCUGCUUCCUAACGAUAUUAACGUUUUACCAGCUUUUCCUUCUUCAUCUUCCUCUUCUUCGACCUCAUCAAAUUAUGACAUUUCAGUUUGCAACCAAAGUUAUGUACAUGAGGAACUCCAUGAUCAGUUUUUGCCAAGUUUCGACUGGUGUUCUCCUUCCUUUGAUUCUACAAAUUAUAACAACUUCGAAGCAGGAUUAUGGGAGGAUGACGAUGAAUUCAUCAGCAAUUUGAACAUGUUGAUCAAUGAUGAAUAUGAAACUGAUACAAAUGUUCGAAGCCAUACUACUUUUGCACCUGACGUCACCCACUACUCAAGAAUGGUCAUGGAUGAUGACUGUUGGAAAUUUGAACAACUCUUGUGAAUCAAACGCUUAUUUCUUUU